Messenger RNA from Trypanosoma theileri, 1932 nucleotides. RefSeq names its product serine/threonine protein kinase. The coding region runs from base 1 to 1932 and encodes 643 amino acids. The record is from RefSeq and is a predicted model, not a curated record. Gene Ontology annotation, cellular component: cytoplasm. Gene Ontology annotation, molecular function: ATP binding; protein serine/threonine kinase activity. The transcript has a single exon. NCBI's taxonomy places the organism in Eukaryota, Euglenozoa, Kinetoplastea, Trypanosomatida, Trypanosomatidae. Gene Ontology annotation, biological process: protein phosphorylation; intracellular signal transduction.
AUGUCUGAAACAAAAUGGGAGUCUAAUGCUACUUCACGCGACUCAUCGGGUUACCAUCAAACCAUUAAAAAUUACCUUGUGGGUGAAACCAUUGGUAAAGGAAGUUUUGGUAAGGUGAAGAAGGGCAUUCAUCUCCCAACGGGAGAAACGGUAGCUAUUAAGAUUCUUAACCGUGUUAAACUUAAGAAUGCGAAUAUGGAUAAGAGAAUAUUUCGUGAAGUAAAGAUAUUGAAAUUAUUUUCUCAUCCCAAUAUUUGUAGACUUUACGAUGUUAUCUCCACUCCCACCGAUAUCUAUCUCAUUAUGGAGUACGUUGAUGGAGGUGAAUUAUAUGAAUACAUUGUAAAGAAAGGAAAACUACGUGAGGAUGUUGGUCGUUAUGUACUGCAGCAGAUUGUCUGUGCGCUGGAGUAUUGUCACCACUUCCUUGUGGUUCAUCGUGAUUUGAAGCCAGAGAAUAUUCUCCUUGGUCCGGGUUUGCAAGUCAAACUUAUUGAUUUUGGACUAUCUAGUAUUAUGAAAGAUGGAGAAUUUUUAGCGACAUCAUGUGGAUCGCCAAACUACGCUGCACCAGAAGUUAUUUCGGGUAAACUUUAUUUUGGUCCUGAAGUAGAUGUAUGGUCUUGUGGUGUUAUUCUCUACGCUCUUCUUUGUGGAUGUCUUCCAUUUGAUGAAGAAAGUGUCCCUAUGUUAUUUAAUAAUAUCAAAAAGGGACGUUAUCAUAUACCAUCGAGUGUUCCUCCCGGUGCACGUGAAUUAAUUGAAAGGAUAUUAGUUGUGGAUCCACUUUUACGACUUACAAUACCUCAAAUUCGAGAUAAUGUGUGGUUUAAUACCAAUCUUCCUACACGUCUUUCAUAUAAUGAAGCAUUAUUUUUAGUUCAAGAUAAACGAAUAUCACCAACUGUUGUAAGUCGUGCAGCUAGAAUUCUUGGAAUGCGAGAUCGUGAUAUACGAAGUGAAAUUGAACAAGGUAGAGGACCUGGAUUUGUGGCAUAUAGUAUUUUACUAGACGCUGAGAGACGAAAACAGAUCAUUGCAGAUGCAGAAUCUCUAGGAGUGGAUGAUGAUAUGCUCAGUAACUCUGAUCGUGUGACAACGCAUGUAUCUAGGGCAACUGAACGUGAACUUAAUCUUGGACUUUUAUUAACCCAAAGCCCUGCUAUGGAAGUUCUCUUAGAUGUUGGUGAUGCCACUUCUAAUAAACGUGCUUAUAAUGGUGGUAAUUUUAUUCCAGCUUCAAUACAAGAAACAAAGACAUUUGCCGUAUCUUUACAUACACCUGUAUCAACUGGUGCCUUUAGUAUUUCAAGGCGACCAGAAUCUGUUACAGAAAUAUCUAAUCCAUUUGGUUCCAGUCAUAUUGGAAGUAAUAGCAGUUUAUAUCAUCCUUCUCUUACGGGUGGAAGUAUGCGUUAUGGAUCUGGAGGAGCUCUUGGUUCAAGUCAUAAUGAUCGUCAUCGUGUUGGGUCGGUGGCUAAAUCUCAUAUGGUAUAUACACAAGAAGAAGAAAAUUUUAUUGUACGCAAUAAUGUUGGAUGGCGUAUUGGUUUAAUGAGUGAUUUUAACGCUGCCACAUCUCUAAGUGUUAUCUAUUCUACUCUAACCUCAUUAGCGAUGGAGUGGAAAAUAUUAGCACCAUUCCGAUUACUCGCCCGUACCACCCCAGAGACAUGGACAAGGAUGGGUAUUGCACCCACCAAACCUCCCACCCCACUCUCCCUGGAGCCCUCUGAUAUGAUGGAUGGCAAUAGUGGUGAUUCCUCCAACACCGCACUUCCACCUCGAGUUGUUUUAGCGCUUUAUCUUUUCCGUAUUCACGAGAGUCAUCAUAGAGGGUAUUUGGUGGAUUUUAGCGUGGUACGUGGAUCGUUGUUUGCAUUGGAUGUGGUACUGCGACUGUCAGCCAUGCUUGUGCAGCGCAUGGGCUGA